CGACCUGCACGAAUACUCUCAUGUUAAUGACUUCACUGCACGCCAGCUUCUCAACCGACUCCGAACUCGGACCAAGUGCGAAGAAGAAGAAGAAGAAGAAGAAGAAGAAGAAGAAGAAGAAGAAGAAGAAGAAGAAGAAGAGGCGACUCAAGCAGUGGUCGAGGAGUUAAGAGUCCCAGCUGACAGUCAGCUGAUGGCAUUUGACAGUUGCGAAAAGUUGGCUUUCCGUGGGGCCACUAAUAUGUUAAUUAGCGCUGCGAGUGCGAGCGCCUAUUGGCUCUUCGUCCGAGUCAAUUUCCUCUUCCCAGCCUGACGUCAGGGCGGCUCCGGCGCUCUUAAACUCAUCUGCUCGUGUGAUCCCCUCGAAAACGUCGCCCCUGCCAGUGAGCGCCGCGCACCGCGAGGCUGCAUUCGCUCCCUCCCCCCUCCUCCCUUCCUCCUCCGCACCCUCGCGCCUGUUUUUUUUCUCUCUCUCUCUCUCUCUCUUCUCCCGCAAUGUAUUAAACGAAGAACACCCGUAAAGUGUUAAAUGUUUGAAAUACAAAACCGCCGAAUUCCAAAUGCUGAGAACGGAGCCCGCUACUCGCGCGCGCGGCACUGGCGUGUCCGCGCAGUAGACUCUGCAAAGAAAAACUACUCUGACGCGCCGGCAAGUCCGCGGCUGCUGCAAAAAGGACGCUGAAAAACCUCUUUAUUUUUUCUUCUUCUCCUUUUUUUUUUGACUCAAAACAAAACGCUUAAAAAUCAAAACUGGCUCACGUACUUCCCAACCAACCCAGUUUGACAGCUUCUCUGCACCCCACUUGGAGGACUGUCAGCAGCAAGAGGAUGGCAUCAGAGCUGGCAAUGAGCAACUCCGACCUGCCCACCAGUCCCCUGGCCAUGGAAUAUGUUAAUGACUUCGAUCUGAUGAAGUUUGAAGUGAAAAAGGAGCCGGUGGAGCCCGAUCGCAACAUCAGCCAGUGCAGUCGCCUCAUCGCCGGGGGAUCCUUGUCUUCCACCCCGAUGAGCACGCCGUGCAGCUCGGUGCCCCCGUCCCCAAGCUUCUCGGCGCCCAGUCCGGGCUCGGGGAGCGAGCAGAAGACGCACAUAGAGGAUUUCUACUGGAUGUCCGGUUACCAGCAGCAGUUGAAUCCAGAGGCGCUGGGCUUCAGCCCCGAAGACGCGGUCGAGGCGCUGAUCAACAGCAGCCACCAACUCCAGUCGUUCGAUGGCUACGCCAGGGGCCCGCAGUUUGCCGGCGCCGCCGGGGCAGGAGGCGCCAUGGCCGGGGAGGAGAUGGGCUCCGCCGCGGCGGUGGUGUCGGCGGUCAUCGCCGCGGCGGCCGCUCAGAACGGAGGGCAGCACCACCACCACCACCACCACCACCACGGCAACAGCCACCACCAGGCGGCCGGCGUCCAGUCCAACGGCACCUCUGGGACGGUCCACCCGCACAUGCGCCUGGACGACCGGUUCUCAGACGACCAGCUGGUCUCGAUGUCGGUGCGGGAGCUGAACCGGCAGCUGCGGGGGGUCAGCAAGGAAGAGGUGAUCCGAUUGAAACAGAAGAGGAGGACCCUAAAGAACAGAGGCUACGCGCAGUCGUGCCGGUACAAGCGGGUCCAGCAGCGGCACGUCCUGGAGGGGGAGAAGACGCAUCUCAUCCAGCAGGUCGAUCACCUAAAGCAGGAGAUCUCCAGGCUGGUGCGGGAAAGGGACGCGUACAAAGAAAAGUAUGAGAAGCUCAUCAGCAACGGCUUCAGAGAAAAUGGAUCGAGCAGUGACAACAACCCUUCAUCCCCGGAGUUUUUCAUGUCAUCGAGAAAAUUCCUCCAUCUGUGAUUUCAAGCCCCAAUCCUCCGUGCCCUUCCCUCUCCAAGAACCCAACGGCAGGGCAGUGAUGACAUCAAGGCGGCUGACCAAUCGUAGGAAGACACCUACAAAGCACAACAUUCAAAAAGGACUUCACUAAAAACAAAAGACCCACCGAGAUCCCUCGAAAUCCCUACAGUGGAAUGAUUGAGAGCCUCUUGAGCUCACGUUUCCUCCCUGAUAUUUUACCUCCAGCUUUUUUCUACAAAACACCAAAACGAUAAAAAGGACAGACUCAUGAGAUGGUUGAUAAUGUCAGAUAAAUUUGAAGGACUAUUUUCUCUCAGAUCGGAAGAUCAUUGAUGCAUGCCUAUGUAAAUAUAUCAUGAUAAAACCAUAUUCUUAUUCCUAAUAUAGAAAACAUACCAAGUCGCUCUCACCAACUUCAUAAACCACCAUAACUGUGGAUAGAGUACUCAUGGUUCAAUAUUUUCCAUAUGAAGUCAGUUUUCUUCCUGCUUCGUCAGAGACCAUGUAAUUAUCAUUUCCAAUAUAAUUCCUCUACUCUUGGGAGUUAUUUGGACUGUAAAGAAUCGUCUUCCUACUCUUCUUAUUCUCUUUACAUAACGGCCUUGUCUUCCUCUUGAAUAUCAACAGUAGUAGAUGUAUAUAGAGAUAAAUGAAGACAACCGCAUGGUACAGACUAUAGUGUUUAUUUACCACUCCCCUAUUAUAUCACAAAUCUCAACACAUUGAUAAUUCAGUCGACCUUUUUAGAAGCUUAACGUACUCCCGAUAGUUAUAGAAAAUAGUCCCAUGUGUCUGAACACUUUUCUUGUGUAUUUAAAUAUAUACAUAAAGGUAUUAGCUAUAGGCAAUAUUAUUUUACAAGAAUUCUAAGGCAGAAUUUCCUUUGCAAUCAUCAAUCUGUUCCAUCAGGAAACAAACGGCCUGAAGAUGAAAAAAACAAACCCACAAGUCAACUUGAGCACUGAUAAAUAUCACAUUUUAAUAUUUUAUUAUUUUUCUUUCCUAUACUUACGUAUUUAUUCUCGCAAUAAUUGCCCUCUCCCUUGUCCCUCCCUGUGGGUUGUAACUGCUGUGGAGAAUUUUCGGUCAACCAGUGAGCACCAACUUUUUCUUUGCAUCAUUGAAAACGGUGCUUCCAUCAUGAGCCCACACAUGGGGAAAAAAAAGAACGCCUCAUUGAUUGCAAUGCAGACAUGAGGACCCUCCAUCUUCUUUGGACUGCGAAGAUAACCAAAUGGACUGACAUAUAAUAUGCCGUGUCAAUGAAGGUACAUCCUCAUAUGCUACUCCAUCACUGGGGACGACAGAAAACCUUUGCAUGGACAACAGGGGAGAAAAAAAAAGGUUGUUGAACACCUCAUCUCCACCAACGUGCAUCCUCUACCUCUCAGCUUGUGCUGUGCAUCUUGGGAACCAUGACUUAUCAAUGACCCCUCUACUGUCCCUUCUAUUGCGAACUGCAUGCCCUCGGAGCGUCACGAGGAAAGUGUCCAUUCCACUGAUGGAUGCAUAUGUCACCGGGGCAAUACAAAACAAACACUGGUUCACUUUGACAGAAAAAUACUCCCGCAUACAAGCGCAUGCAUACAGAAACACAAUUAUACACAGCAUCACUCCAAUAUGUUGCUGUAUAUAUGUAAAAUAUAUCAACUAUUUAUAGUCUCAGAUGCUGUACUUUGCAUGUUGAGGAUAUUCGCCAUUGUCCAUAGAAGGGGUUGCGUAGGUGGGCCUCGUUACUGGAUUGACUGAAUGAGCCAAUACGAGCUCUUCGUCAGCUGGACGUCUCCCUCUUCGUCUUAAGAAAAUCUAGUUACAUGACAGAAAUUGUCACCACCCUGCCGAUAAAUUUAAACUCUUUGGAGGGACACACAACCUCGCUGUUGAUGUCAGGCAGAACCUGGCCAUGGCGAACAUGGGUAGGAGAAGAGAGGAGGGAAGGCAAACUGGGGCGCUCCAAUUAAGUGGCUGAACACAAAGUGGCAUGGGGCAAUCUGCCAGCAACUGUCCAUUCAUCCUAUGUCAAAGGGAUUUGCAGAUCUCAAUGAGUCUGUGCACUGCCAGAGAGAUGUCUGAGGGGACAGCAGCGAAACGAAGCAAGGCGGCCGAGAAGGGACACAAGAGGAAAAUAUACACAAAUGUAAGUUGUACUGAGCUUAUAGCAUAUUCUUUUCUGACCGGGCAGACUCCUUGGUGUUCAAUAACACCUCAACCUCACACUGUCACACCGUCAUGCGGCUCUCUGGGAUGUCAUGACCUCACGUCCUGUCUUAGGUUAACUUUGUGUUAAUGAGCAUGGCCAUUAGCUCAAGCAGAUGUUUAGCCCUGUGGUUAAAAACUUAUACCCUUACGUCCCAAUGGUCCUACAAUGCCUGCCCACAACAGCUGUACGCUUUUAAAGACACCCAGAAAAUCUUGGCAGAACAUGAUAAGUAGGGAUAAAUUAUAACGUUGUAUAACAGGUGUGUCCUUUUACACUUUGAACAAACUGAUCAAAACUCACCAUUUAUCAAGAAAACUUGAUUCCACCAGAAUACAGGAGCUGUAGAUCACUUAAAUUAAGUGACGCUUUGUGAAGCCAAUUUAUAUGACGAAAUACUCUCAAUCCAAAUACCGUCGGAGCGCAUGAGGGUAUUUACAGUCAACAUGUAAACAAACUUGAAAUAGGACUUAUGACUUAGACGUGAUUAUUCAAAGAAGAUUUAAAAUGCUGUAAGGAUGAAGACGUCACUCACGUGUGAUGUGCUCUAUGUGGUAGGAAACAAGACAUUGAGCAAGUGCUGAUCUUCUCUGAGCCUCAAGGCUUUCCACUUUCUUAGAAGUCAAACAAAGCUGCAUUUCGACGCAGCUGUAGCAAAUGUGUGACGGGCGGAUUUUCUCGGCUGCUCACUGCAAAUACUGCGUUGUUCUACCACGAUAGACAUGGCACCGUGGGUGCUUUUAUCGGGCAAUGACCCUGACCGGGGUCAGCGCGGGCACGUACACAUACAGAGAUGUACACAUGUGUGAAAGUGCACACAAACACAUAGACGCACAUGCUUGCUCAUUCUCUCUCUCUCGCACACACACACACAACCACCACGGUAAUCUAAACAGCAAGCCUGUAUGUAAACAGAUCUUCGACGUAAUGGGAUUGUUCAGUGUGCAAACAAUAAGCUGUUAGCGUAAUCACAGGUCAAAGAUAUAUUACCCAGAAGGCCACGCUGUUGGUAUAUUAACAUGAUGGAUACGUGGGAAAGAGGAAGGGGGCAGGGAGACGAAAGAUAUAGAGCACUACUGACUCAGAUUCACCCCCCUAUUGGGCCGCGUCCCCGGCGUCUUCCACGUAUGGGCCCCACUUAAUCAGCCUCUGACUCUCGGCUUCUUCCUUCCCCCCACUCACCUCCUUCAUCGACACGAGGUUCCUAUCUUUCUUUUCUCUGCUCACCUCAACCCCGUCAUUUGCUGUCUAUCUCCCAUUUCCCUGGACUAAUAUAACUGGUUUCAGCAAAGUUGCCCAUACAGCAGAGAAAGUCAGUUCCACAAAAUAGAUAUAACAGCUACGUAGUUGAUCUUCAUCUACCAAUGUCCAAUUUUCUUCACUUAACCAUGUUGAAAGGACCACGCUUGUGUAUCUCAAUGUUUAGCAGCAUACAUGUCCCAAUCCAGCAAAGAUAAAUCCUUUGUAGCUUAAUCCACUGUAGCUUAUUAACUUAUCUCCACUUUAUUUGAUUACCACCUAACCCAUUAUCUCAACUGGUUAAUAAGUAUUUGUCUUUCUGACUAAACACUCAGCCAUCACAGGCUGGCUUGUAUGCGUACUGGGUAUGUCUGUGGACCACUGGGGCGGAUGCACAUCAGGGCAAAGCGAGUAAACACAGAGGCAGAACACUGGUGAGAAAAACAACGUCUGAGACAGACAAUAGGUACAAAAGUGACCCGUCUGAUGAUGACAGUAACAGUCAAGACACACUGCAUCAUUGACUUUUGGCUUAAGAUGUGUUCAGAAUACGGUCGUAUAGAUGAUGAAAUGUAAAAAAAUAAACAGUUAUUCAAUUUGAACCAGGCUUACCAGUAACAAUUAUUUUAAUUUAAUUUUGAUAAGAAUGAAAACAUUUCAAACAAAGUUUGACGAAUAUUCAAAAAGCUCAAAUAUAAAUAUUAACUUCACAUUGCAUAGUUGUGUUGGUGGGCUGUGAUGGUUUACAGUGACCUCAAGCCAGACCUGAGGUACAGGCAGUCGGGUCAAAGGGGAAAGGAUUACAGUGAGGAAACCCGUUUUAAUCCUCACCUACAGCCGCCCAGAGUCCCUUAAAAAUGGAUUCACAUGUUUGAACUUAUAAUUUGUACACACUGACAUUCCUCACAUAAUUACUGACUUGCUUGGGUAUUUAGACUUGAGAAAUAAAAAAAACUUGAGAAAUGCUCAUAAUGAAUUGCAUUGAAACAUCAUAGAUUUAGAGAUUGACUGGAUGGUGGUUGUUCUAAUAGCCAGACAGAAGCAAAGAUAUAAAAGACCUCCUUAUGUCACAUAGUUAAUGGCGGGGAUGAAUAAUACAGCCCUUUAAAGCCUUUACUCCCACCUCAUUCUGGCCUGCGCAUAAGCUUGUGCUCUGGCUGAGCAGUUAGCCUUCAAGCCCCUCACUGAGAUGAGAUUGGCUCCCAAGACGAUUUGUAGGGGGGUCGGAGAGAAUCGGAUUAACCAAAAUGCCUCAAUUGGAGUAUAUGCUCUGGGCUGGUCUCAGUGUAAUACAAUUUCUAAAUGCUGUAAACCAAAACUGUUGCAUCUGAUUAGGUAAUGGAGGUGAACAGAUCCUUUUAGCAACUAUUAUCUGUGUUAGAAUAGCUGAAACCGUCAUGUGAGAGUAUCAAAAACAGACAAAUGAAUUGUAUUCAUAGCAGUAGGGUCUUUUCCAAAUACUCAAGUCGCCACUUCAGAAAUAAAUGAAAAGGGAAAAAGAUAAAUGUCCAAAAUCUGUGCUCAGGCAUUUCAGCCUGUGCACCACUUAGCUGUGCAGUCUGGGUUCUGACAGCUUGAUUUAGUUUCCUGCACCUGAGCCAGAAGAGAGAGACAAUUAACGGUAGCUAAACUAGACUGCAAUUUUCCGGGUUUGAAACACUAUUGAUGUGGCUAAUGUAUAUGGAAAAAUCAGAAUGGACUUUCUUGUAGCCAUACCAUGCCCAUUGUGAUCACGAUAAUACUGUAUGCACUCAGUGGGGGUCAGGUACACAGCGAAAUAAGAAAGGCGAUAGCCUUGAUUUGAUUUCCUCUGCCAUCUGAGGCUGGUUAUCCUUUGUGGGACAUAAGGGUUUGUCUUUGGGGUGUAAAAUAAAGAUUAAAGUGGCUCAAGGGACGAUGCUAGGAUACAUGCUGUUCCCCCUGCUGUGAACAGGGUGUAAUCCUUCAGUUUCAGAGAAGUGAAAAGUUUGCAGAGUGCAGAAAGUUAUGUAUACGUCCCUUCUGGACCCCCCACAGAGCAGAGUGUGAGAGACAGCAGGGGAUAACCAUAUGCUAUCAAAGUAUGCUUCAAAGCUCUCGACUUUAGUCCACAAAAUUAUACAGUAUCAUCACAUAUACCUGAAAAAUAUACAAGAAAAAUAAUUGUGCAGCUAGACAGCUAUUUUUUUCUUUCAACUAGCCAAGUCUCAACACUGUGGGUAAGCUCGUGAUUUUGUAUUUAUAUACUUUUACAUUACUGCUGCUGAUGGACAAUUAAACAUGCCCCCCCUUCUCUGUUAGCAGAGGUCAAGUUGUGCUAGCCCCUCAUUUCAAUUGUACUCUACUAAAUGUCCACAUUAUUUCCCACAUGGGCCUGGAUGAGAUGUUUGAUUAUCCAAAGGUGGGCCUUGGUUGGCUCCGUUAUUGUCUGAGGGGGUCGUAAGCUGCAGUAACUGCUUCCAGGGUCUUAUUGCUAUGGCUAUCAGCCCCUUGCCACUUGGCCUCUGUGACCCCAGUCAGAGAUAAGCUUUAUGGGAAAGCACAUUAACAUGCUCCUGCAGUCACCUCCCUCCUUUAUCAAAGGCAGUUCUGUGAAAUCCAGCGUUUAUGGACCCCCGGUGAGGGUAGAGUGCUGCUCAUUGCCUAUAUUACAGGUCGAGAGUAAAUGAGCAGGAAGUGGACAAAGCACCUGCACUAUUAGGGGAGUCAAGGAUGUUAUUCUGAUUGUAUUCAAACUAAAUGAGAAAUAUCUUCAAUGUCUGCAACACCCAAUGAACUGGAUUAUAAAUACUAGCUGCGGUCUAAAUAUAUCCAUGUCUUCCAACCUUUCUAAAAUACACUACCAUAACAUAAGGGAAGUAAAAUGUGUAAAUAGAUGUGAUGCAGCAUUACAUUUGAGUUGUUUAAUGUGUAUAUACAUUUUCUUUACGGUCUUCCUCUUUGUGUUACACUAACUACUGAUCAUGUCAAUUCAGUGGUCCAACGGAUGUAUUUAUUUUUUCUGCAACGUGUUAUGUUGAUACGGGCAUUUUUCUGUGGCUAUGAACGACACCAGGAACAAAAAGUAAAUGAAAACACUGAUGUUUCAGUAGUGUGUUCCUGCUUGAAGGCUCAUCACUGGUGAAAGAUCCUUUCAGUAUGUCUGCAAUGAUGGAUGGUGAUAGCCCUCGUGUCUUUGUACACAUUGAGGGCCCUACUGUUGUCACUGGACGGGUACAGGGAGCGAAGAAGAGAAAGAUGUAGCCGCAGCUUAAUGUCCUUCUCCGGUGCUGUGCAUACUCUUUCCUAUUUGCUUUUCCCUUCACGGCACGGUUAACAUCGUAAAUUAACCUUUCCAAGCCCCCUUGCGCUCAGAGACUGGUGCGCAAUAUAGACAAGGGGAGAAAAAAAAUAGAUCUGUGUUAUGCAAUGCAGUGCCAGUGGUCAGAGACGUAGCUUGUAACACAAUUGAGCUAUUCAUUUUUCAGUGAUAACGAACAAAACACCACGUGUUCUUCAGUCAUGCAAACAUUCUAUUUCAUGUGCAUGUCCUGUGUACUCUGCAGAUUGGUAUGAGGCUUCUUUUUGUUCUCCAUCUUAGAAAUGUAAAUGAAACACAUGAAAAGAAAAUGUAUUGUAGAUCCUUCUCUUCUUAGUUCAAGUGUGUAAAUAGGAUGUAAAUAUCAAACAGCUAUGCAUGCUAAUAUACAAGCAAUUUGUUCAGGUACUUUUGUAACCGAGACUUCUCAUAUGGCAUGUAAUAAAAAAUGAAAAAAAAUCAAACAUCGAAAUACAUAAUGAAUUGUGAACGCAAAUAUGGUUUGUAAACAACUUCAAAACUGGAAAAUAUAUGUCUUUGCUGUUAAUCUUUUCUUACUGAUAACUAACGCAUUGGCCUGCCAUUUACUACAGUGCUCUGCUCAUGUUACUCGUUGUCCUUUUUUAUGUUUCAUAAAGGAGGGCUGAGGCAAAAAUGACCAUAAAUCAGUAAUUUGUGGGAUUGUAGAUGAGGGAAAGGAUGGCAGUGUGACCACACUCUUUGUAGUUUUUGCAUUGCCACUGCACGUUUACAUGCAUAGGCGUAAUGUAUUAAUAACAUUUUCUUAGUGUCUAAGCCAGCCAACCAAAUUUAAUGGUAAAACUGUUGCUUGAUUUUGGUUAUCUCACCAAAAAGACGUAUCACCAGCUCUGAAGUGCGCCGUUAUUUUUAAAUGGCAAAAACCCCAACACACUAUAAAACAGGUUCAACAAGCAAUUUGGACUCAUUCCAAAAUCAAAAAAUUAUGAUUUGCACGUAGGGACAUUUAGAAAUGUUUUCUUUUUUCAAUGUUUUCAGUUCAAGUGACAAUAAUUAUCUAUAUGCCAAAUUUGCCUCUGCCCUUGCAAAUCUAAUGCGGCAUUUUAUGAAGACAGUGAUGGAAAAAGGAUGGAGAAAUCUGUUUGGUUUCUAAGAGUGUUUAUUUUCAACCAUGUUAGAACCAUGUUGUAUCCCAAGGCGCUCAUGGUAGAUGCAAGUGUCUAAUUUUUAACCUGUGCUAAAGAUAUUUUAAAUUUAAUAAAUAAUUAUUGUAAGAAGAACA
Gasterosteus aculeatus aculeatus (three-spined stickleback) is the source of this 9798-nucleotide messenger RNA. It is a transcript of the gene mafa, whose product is annotated as MAF bZIP transcription factor a. Gene Ontology annotation, biological process: regulation of transcription by RNA polymerase II. NCBI's taxonomy places the organism in Eukaryota, Metazoa, Chordata, Actinopteri, Perciformes, Gasterosteidae. Gene Ontology annotation, molecular function: DNA-binding transcription factor activity, RNA polymerase II-specific; RNA polymerase II cis-regulatory region sequence-specific DNA binding. Gene Ontology annotation, cellular component: nucleus. The record is from RefSeq and is a predicted model, not a curated record.